This is a messenger RNA of Lactuca virosa, 1298 nucleotides long. The record is from the annotation of a GenBank genome assembly. Lineage: Eukaryota; Viridiplantae; Streptophyta; Magnoliopsida; Asterales; Asteraceae.
AUGACAGAUACUAUGGAGUGGUAUUUUGGUAACGAAGUUGAAGAUCUUGUUGUUCCAAAAGACUACGAACAACAAGAGAUGAUAUCAUCUGGUGAAAAUUGGUCGCAAUGGGGAAUGAAUGCUUUUGGAGGUUCAUCUUUUCCCAAAAAGAACAUAAACAUGACACGUGAAGAACUCACCUUCAAUGGUGGAAAAAACUUUUACACUUCAAUUGACAUGGCGGAUUCAGAUAAUGAAAGACAGAAAUCCAACACUUCAAGCAUGAGCCAAGGACUCUACAACAAUGGUGGUUCGCUUUUAUGGAAUGAUCAAGCAGAUUUUCAACAAUUUGAAGAGGAAGAAGCCAGAAUCAAUCACAUGGAUGACAUUUUCUUUAGUUCACUACUUGAAGAAGAUCCAACUAAAGAUUCAACCGAGGAACAUGACAACAUGAUUCUUGACAACAAUGUUAGCAUGUUUGAGGACAAUAUGGUAAAUUCACACGUUGGAAACCAUGGGCAAAGCAUUGGAAGCUCGAAAUAUCUCAAAACACACGCCUUCUCUCCAUCAAGUGAUUGGGGUAAUAGAGAAGUUUCAACUACUUGUCAAAUGCCAAAGCAGUAUACAAGUGAUGAGAACUUAACGGAAGAAUCAGUAUUGAAAGAUCUCGAAAGGGUGACUUCACAGUUCAAUGAUAAAACUAGAAUUUGCUUUCGAGAUGCUUUCUAUCGCUUAGCAGAAAGCUCUAAACAAUCACUUAACUCGUGCCAAGAUGGAGAACUCAUGUUGACUUCUAAUGAUGACACAAUGAGGGUCGUAGAACCAGAAGCUUCCGAAUCAAAAACAAACGUCAUCGAUAGAGCUGUAGCCAAUCUCAUGUUCAAUAAAUUCGAUUUUGAAGAAACCGAUGAUCAACAACACAUAGACUUAUGUUGUCAAAAUCAAACGGAUUAUGAUGAUGAUGCGGAAGUUCCAAGUCAGGGUGGGUCCGACCCAUCAUCAAUCGCCUACUAAUUAUUACUAACUUCUAAAAAGGUUGUUCCUUUUGUGAUUUGGUAUUCUCUUUGUAAAAAGCCCUAGCAAGAUACACAAUAGUGGUAGUAAGGGUGUGAACACUUUGAGCCCGUUUCUUAUGUGGCAUCGGGUCUAACCAAACCCUACUUUUUGGUACAUUCGGGUUGGGCUUAAAGUGGUUGUUGGUGUAUGUAUAUAUGAGGGGUGAGGUUGCGAUUUUGAGUGGUGUUUGUUUGGAUCAUUUUUGUCGUGUAAACAAGUUGCUAUGUAAUAUUAUUUGCUUGCGGAAGAUUUGUAGAUUCGGU